CAAAGAGGAUAUGUGAAAGAAGAGAGACGACGUAUGAUAGGCCUGAAUUGAAAAAGGACAUGUUGCGCCGAUACCACAUAGUGUGCCAUAUUAUGUGGCAGUGAUUCUGAACCUUUUUUUUGUUGCGUUCAAAAUUUGGCGGCACACAAAGAAAAAGAUAAAAAUUAUUUACUUACUACCGAAUCACAUACAUUUGCCGAUUUUAACGAAAGAAAAGGUGCAGUAACUACUAUGCAACACCUUGUGAAUCCCAACUAUCACUAAAACAACACGUUUUGUACGCAGAAGUGGCAAGUGUGCGCCGACUGGAGACAUAUUCCUAUGCACGCCGCUUCAUCAUAACUUAGCACUAAAGGCGAAUUUACAUUACGAAAUUAGUGGCAUGAAAUUAAUUUCGUGACAUUAGUUUUACCAACAGUUUCACGUGUAAUUUAAUACUUUCGUAAUGCAUGCAUUAAUUUCAUGCAUGCAAAUUAGUUUCGUGCCCCGCGCGGUUUUUUGGUGAAAUUAGUGUCAUGAACUAAUUUCAUAGUGUAGACGCGACGUGAAACUAAUGUCGCGAAAGCGCCUGCGCUGUACGGACGUGUGUAUUGUUAGUUCAGACGCGCUUCAAGUGUUGAAAAUGGCAAACCAACGAUGGAGUACAGAAAAAAAUAUACAAUUCAUUAAUGAAUAUCAUCGACAAGAGUGUCUCUGGGACCCGAAACACCUACAAUAUAAAAAUAGGGAUGCCCGAGAUGCGGCCUACAAAAUAAUUAUGGAAGCCAUGGAGAUGCAAUGUGUCAAAGAAGUUGUUGGUAAAAUACGAUCACUUCGAAAUACUUACAACAAUGAGUUGUUAAAGGCAAAAAAAUCUAAUACUACGGGUAUGGCAACCGAUGAUCUGUAUAUUUCUAAAAUUCCUUGGCUGUGUCGUUUGGAUUUCUUGAAAAAUAUUGACAGUUACACGAGAGAAAAUACAGAAAAUAUGGCAGCUUCUACUUCAGAAUCUGAGAGCCAAGAUUUUACCGUACCAAGAAAAAAUAAAAGAAAAAUAAAAGAUCCUCUAUUGCAGGCAGUAGAUGCAUUAGAAAAAGUUUCAACGCAGCACUUUUCAAAUGAUGAAUUUGAUCUUUUUGGACAAACUAUAGCUGAACAGCUACGGCAACUUCCUUUAGAAAUUGCUCUGAAAACAGAGGAAAUGAUUUUAUCAACAGUCCGAAAGCAACGAAUCAAAUUAGCAAAACAACAGACAUCAACUCAAUAAGUUCGCCUUCCAACUUUAUCCUCGGAACCCAAUACCGUUGCUUCUACUAGUGGUACCAGUGGUGUAGUAACAGACAAUGAGUAUCCUUAUGAUGAAGGACUACGAUGUACACUCGCACGGGCUGUAGCAAGCAUUCAUGAUACAUCUAUGUCGAAGUCCAAAUAGAGUUAUGAUCAAUAUUAAUUUUUAAAUAUCCUAAGUUGUUGAUUGUUUGUAGCUACUUCCAAAUAAAAAAUAAAAAUUAUUUGCUUACCUCAA
Bombyx mori (domestic silkworm) is the source of this 1504-nucleotide messenger RNA. RefSeq lists its product as uncharacterized. The coding region runs from base 554 to 1246 and encodes 230 amino acids. The record is from RefSeq and is a predicted model, not a curated record. NCBI's taxonomy places the organism in Eukaryota, Metazoa, Arthropoda, Insecta, Lepidoptera, Bombycidae. The transcript is spliced from 2 exons.